Messenger RNA from Chaetomium fimeti, 3332 nucleotides. RefSeq names its product telomere length regulation protein-domain-containing protein. Gene Ontology annotation, biological process: protein stabilization; telomere maintenance via telomerase. Gene Ontology annotation, cellular component: cytosol. Gene Ontology annotation, molecular function: telomeric repeat DNA binding; Hsp90 protein binding. NCBI's taxonomy places the organism in Eukaryota, Fungi, Ascomycota, Sordariomycetes, Sordariales, Chaetomiaceae. The transcript is spliced from 3 exons. The record is from RefSeq and is a predicted model, not a curated record. The coding region runs from base 285 to 3332 and encodes 1015 amino acids.
CAAAAGGAAGAUAAGAAAUAGAGCAUAAUACAUCGAAGAAGAGACCGAGUGAAAUCAAACUAAAUUGAGUAAAUGCAGCUUCGUUUGCCCAUGGGUUGCUCACCGAGCCAGUGAGCCACUGAGCCCACAAGGGAAACAAGGGACGCUCUCGCCCAGAUCACAUCCAUCCACUAACAUCAUCCACCGUUCGAUCUCUUACACCCAACCCCGGUCACCCGGAUUCACAGCAGCGCUGCCCCAAAACAAAAAGAUAUUCAACGUACUAUCGCUGGGCAUCCUCGAAAAUGGACGAGUUACUGAGGCCGGCGGGCAUAACCCGUAUGGCCAAAAACGAAGCAGAACCCGAUUUUUUACGAUUGUCGAGUGUUCAAUCCCACUCCAAGAACCCAGAGCCAACACCCAAACCACAGCAUCACACUCAUCUCACCACACUAGCGGAUGCUCUUGGGAUACUCAAGCACGAACCUGACUACAACUUCUUGAUCUCAGUCUUGACCUUUCUUUCUCGCCACGAAACAAAUGGCCUCCCGACUAUCAAGCUACCAAGUCCUCUGAGUGCCCAGCUUAUACAGGUCUUGGUCGCGGAGAUUGUGCCGAAUUACUGGGCUUUGCUCAUCGAAGAUGUUCAUCAAAAUAAAAACUCAGGGCUGAAGCUGCUCUUGUACUGUCUAUCAGGCAUCACAGGAGUGAACGCCAUCCUUGUUCGUCUCAGGGCUCUGAUACAUGAAACCAAGGCUGAGGCAUCUACAAAUGUCAAGCGUCCCGACAUACCUUUGAACAUCGGUAUUCUGUUGGAUCUCUUAUGCCGUAUCAUUGAGGGCGACGGCUGGCUUCUAGAAGCAUACCGCCUUGCAACAUCUAGCCAGGAAGCUGCAGCAAGAGUAAGACCGAGAAUACAGGAAAUUGUCGCCACUUUUGGCGCUUCUCGGAUUAUCUCAUUAGCAGCAGAGGCGGAAGACAUCGUCAAGGGUGAUGCCUCUAGCAAGAGGGUAGACAACAUCUGGCCUGCCGACUCAUCGCGAUACACCCGAUGGCUUGGCCGGAAUAUUGUGACACUGGCGUUGUCGGAUCUGACACCCAGCGAAACCAAACUUGCCCCUGACCUGUUUGCCAAAGCUCUUCGCCUUGGCCACUCUGAUGUACUCAUCAAGCAGCUCAUAUCCGAGCUUGUUUUGAAGCCACAGGCCGAACCCAAGAGAUUCGGCCUUCUGGUAGGCGGCCUACCGCAAACUGAGCAACGGAAGGUACUCUAUUCCGUUCUCAAGAUGUUUUCUACUGGGCAUUUAGAUCGUCUUGGCCGCUGUGAGUCCGAAGCAACUCAGCCACUCAUCUCUGCCGUGGCUGGUGCCCUUAACGGAAUACUUGGCUCGGUAGAAAAUGGCACCCGCCAUCUCGUGGAGUGGCUGACUGGCUCCUCCGGCGCUGGACUUGGGGAAGGCGUUGGUAUCCGACGGGCGGUCAUGGCGGUCGUCUCUCAAGAACGGGACGAGCUCGUUACUACACUUGAAAAGAGCCUCGGUCAGUUUGGCGACCAGCUCUACAUCAAGCAUUCCCCAAUGCUGCAACAAGAAGCUCACGCCCAGGUCCUACUUUUAACCGCUGGAUACGUGCACAGGAAGGCGCCCAUAAAGUUAGCCUUACUGUUGAGGUCGAGCACCUGGCUCAGUGCCGUGUCGAACAGAUUAUCGGCUCCUCAUGAAAGAGCCCGUUUUCUCGGCAUGGUGGUGGGCGAAGCGCUUUCUGCUCUUGUCGACAAGGGAGAAAAGCAACUCAACUUCAAGAUGGAGGAAACUGGCAACGAGGAAGGCAGUUGGUACAAGGGGUUAACGGGCGUCACAGAUGAGACUGGAUCCUUAGACCCUUUGCUAAACGCCCAAACUGAGAUCCCGCAAAAGCAACGCAAAGCGCCUCAAAAGCCGACUGUGAAGCCAGCAACCCGGCAACCACAGACCGGCUUCGUCAUCGAGGAACUCAGCGAUGGCGAGGGCCCAGAGGAAGAAGACAUCGUCCCUUACGCAAAACCAGAUUCUGAUGCAGAAGACUCGGACGACGACGCGACGCUGGUUAGGCGCGAUAAGCCAAAGGCUCCAGUGUACAUCAGGGACCUGAUCAAGUACCUUCGAGAUACGGAAAGCUACGAUCACCAGAAGCUCGCUCUGGCGACGGCCCCAACACUCAUUCGGCGGAAAGCAGACUAUGGAACCGAAGUGUCGGAACACGCCGAGGAGCUCGCUUCGUUACUGGUCGGACUGAGUGACAAGUUUGAGAUGGACAAUUUUGACGAGUUGAGGGUUCAGGGAAUGAUCGCCAUCAUCGUCGCCAAACCAGAGAAGAUGGGUCAAUGGUUCGCGAAGACAUUCUUUGAUGGAGACUACUCGGUCUCACAACGAGCAUCGGUCCUCAUUAUCCUCGGUUUAAGCGCUCGCGAGCUGGCCGGCUAUGAGACAUCCGACUACGCGGCGGCGGCGGCGUUCCCCUCCAAAACUCUCCCAGAGCGAGUCGGGCAGCUAUAUCUCCGCAACAAGCCUUCCGAAACCCAGCCCUCCGCCCUCAAAUCCCUCCCACCUAACGCUCUCGAUAACAUCGCCACCACACUUACUUCCACCUUCCUCGCCCCGAUGGCAGCAACAGCCGCCGAUGCGGCCACCGGCCCGGACGUUCUCAAGCUCUCCACCUUCACCUCCCGCCUUAACAACAACGGCUCUCAGAAUCAAAAAGAAGAUGAACACCUCUCCCCAACCAACCCCCGAAUCAAAUACAAAUCCACCCACCCCGCCAAACCCCGCGUCCGCGCCAUCCCAAACACAACCGCCCACCUCCUCGGUACCUCCUUCUUCGCCCCGCUCGCCGCCCGCUUCCAGGCCGCCGUGCACGCCUCCUCCACAACACGCGGCGGCAGCCGCGCCAUCCUCUUCCACCCCUACCUGCUAGCCCUCUACCUCAAAACCCUCGCCCUGAUCUUGCACGCCGCCGGGCCCAGCACGCUGGCCCUGCCGCAGCUGACCUCCGAGCUGUGGCGGCUGCUGCUGAGCACCAGCGUGCGCGCGCAGGCGGUCGGGGAUCUGGCCGUCACGCAGGCGGUGCUGUUCGCGUUCGUGGCGCUGCUGGACGUGAACGCGGACCGGAUGCGCGAUGUCUGCGUGGAGCUGGGGAAGGAGGUCGUGGAGGCGCAGGAGUGGGUCGCGGGGGUGUUUGGGGGGUUGAGGGGGGGCGAUGAGGGGGGCGAGGAGGAGAAGGUGAAGGUGCUUGCGGCGGGGGUGUUGGUUAGGUUGAGGGAGGGCGUGGAGAAGUAUCGGACGGUGUUGGUGGGGGAUUUGAUUGGGUUUGGGUAG